CUUGUUGCAGGAGGAAAUGAGACUCGAAUCGCUCUCUUUGACGGCCACAUGUUUUCUUUUCGUUCAGAUGGUGAGAGUGUCAGGGCACGGUCGCCUGAUGGACCCUCCCGCUCGAAACAGCAUGUGGAGAUUCGGCUUCCCCAACCCCGUCAACUACAACGAUAACGAACUCUUCUGUGGAGGCUACGCAGUGCAGUACGAACAGAACGAUGGAAGGUGUGGGGUGUGUGGCGACUCCUUCGGGAUCCAGGACCCUCGACCUCACGAGGCUGGUGGGCAGUACGCCAAGGGGAUCAUCGGCAGGCACUACAGCGCCGGUCAGGAGAUAGACGUGGAGGUCGAGUUGACAGCCAAUCAUUGGGGGAGGUUCGAGAUGUUCCUCUGCCCCAACAACAACCCCAGAUAUGAAGCCACCCAGUCAUGCUUCGACAGGUUCCCCCUGUACGUGUCAGGGACGAGGGAGGUGAGGUUCCUGAUCCCGGAGAACACCAAGAAGAAGGAGAUCUUCAAGUACAAAGUGCGACUGCCUCCCUACAUAACCUGCUCUCAGUGCGUACUGCAGUGGACCUACUACACAGGUAACAUGUGGGGUCGGUGCGCCAACGGGACUGAGGCGGUGGGAUGUGGCCGACCCGAGACCUUCAGGAACUGCGCGGAUAUCAGCAUCGUCACCAGCACGCUGGGGCUGCCUCCGCAGUUCGUCAGCAGUCAGCCGGACAACCCCUUCCUGCUGAGACUCAUGAGUCGUGCGCCUCAGCUACCUUUCCCUGCAGUCAUCAGGGAGACGGUAUGCGUUGCUACGCCCCUGUUCAGGCGACUUCCCGGCAUCUCCGACUGGUGCCAGACCAACUGUCUCAACUACCCCCAGAACUGCCCCUCUCACAUGUGCUACUGUCCCGAUACCUGCGACGCGAUUGGAGAGAUCGCCGGAAGGGCAGGAGCUGACGCCUAUUGCCAGGACCAGUGUAUCGUCUAUCCUUCGAGGUGUCCUGCAGAUCGCUGCCGCUGCUACAAGUCUCUGGAGUUCAGCAAGUAAAGAAGGACACCCCAAGGAAACCUUUCAUUCUGGGGUCCAAGCUGACAAUCUAUCGAAGUCCCUUUCAAAACUAGUAUGCGAAUAGUUUUUGGAAAGGACUUGGACUCUAGUAUACAAAAGAUUUCAAGCGAAAUGUGAAGAGUGGUUCUCGUUUUUCUUGGCUUGGAUCCUGAGAUUGAAGAUUCUAUUUAAAAUCCAUACUGACUUGAUUAGUUGCUCAAAUUGAAAAGACAUUAAGACUAAUUUAAUUUUAGGAAUAUUAAAACCCUAAUUGUUCAAAACAAAAUUAUUUAAAAUUUUCCGUUUUCAAAUCAUUGUACUUAACAGAUUAUUGAGGUUAGGCCUGUGCUAAGCACACUCAUAGAUUAUACUGAUAUAAUGAUGUGAUACGUGCUUUAGCGAUAAUGGAGUACAUUUUAAUAAGUAAUUUUGUAUUGUGAAUAUGAAUAAGUAGGAUAUAUAAUUAAUGAAUUUUAAUGACAAUGGUAUUCUUCUUUUACAUUUAAAUGACUUGUGAUUGAUGUUACAAAAUUGUGCUUACCAAUAAAAGUCUAUAAUUCUAAGUGUA
Messenger RNA from Homalodisca vitripennis (glassy-winged sharpshooter), 1604 nucleotides. RefSeq lists its product as uncharacterized. The record is from RefSeq and is a predicted model, not a curated record. The transcript has 8 exons. Bases 17 to 1036 code for a protein of 339 amino acids. Lineage: Eukaryota; Metazoa; Arthropoda; Insecta; Hemiptera; Cicadellidae.